Molecule: messenger RNA, 2250 nt
Organism: Liolophura sinensis
Lineage: Eukaryota; Metazoa; Mollusca; Polyplacophora; Chitonida; Chitonidae
Product: mediator of RNA polymerase II transcription subunit 30-like
Exons: 5
Coding region: 836-1483 (215 amino acids)
Biological process (GO): positive regulation of DNA-templated transcription
Cellular component (GO): mediator complex
Molecular function (GO): transcription coregulator activity
Source: RefSeq, a predicted model, not a curated record
CGUAGCGUGCGUAGGAUGUUUCGCGCCAGCAUUGGAAGGUGAAAGAAAGUGAAUACCUUUGGAGUUUUUGAGGUCUCAAAUCAAAUUAUGGCAACAUCUAAUGACUGACAGAACAAGCAGAAGACCACACUGAGGACGAGACACGUGUACCGUGUAAUAUUUUAGGGAAAAUGUCGUGAAUUCAAUUGCACUCUACAUGCAAGUGCAUCUUUCCUGGUUAUUGUCAUUCCUUUUCUAGUGUUUUUAAGACCUCUAAAUGGAACCAAAAUGACCAAAAUCAGAAGAACGAAGUUGAAUUUAUACCAUGGAUAUAUGUUCUGACACAUUUAAGUAAGUUUUUGUCCACAUGAACUUUGUCCAUUUUGUAUUAGAGUAGUUUGAAUGGAUUCUAAUAUAUCCCUUAACUUUGAGUUAUAUUAGAUGACAUCACUUUGAAAAGCUUUAAAUAACAAAACCUUUCAACCCAUGUAUAUUAUGUAAGGUGGGCCAAUAUUUGUUUCUGAAAGAAAAUUUUGACCGUGGUUGAGGAUUAGGCCUAUACCUAGGCCUAUAACAAAAUUAUAAGUGACCAGAUUGUGGCCAAGUGAUUAAGGUGGAUAAUGUACAUUCAUGACAUUGUUGCUAAGAAACACAAGGUUUAGGUAGAUUCUCACUCGUAAAUGACUUAUUGUUAGUCUGUGGGACAUUGGUAACAGUAAGUGGUUGAUGCCGAUUGUCCCUAAGUACAACACUGAAGAAGAAAAAAAAAUCGCAUACAGUUCUGAAUAGAAAAAGAUCCCAUCCAAACAUGUCAAGAAGUGUAACAAGAACAAAAAUAUGUUUCAUUUAAACCAGCAUGGCAUCGUUUAACCAACCCUGUUUGGUGGGUCAAGCGGCUUAUACCCCUGUUCAACAACAACAGCAGCAACAACAACAACAACAGGUGCCAGUCUCACAGCAACAGCAGGUCACCCCACAAACAGCCGGGGUAGCAGUCCAGCCUCCGGCUGGGUCUCAGCAGCCCCAGGGAACACCAGCCCCUAAGGAGCCUAAUUAUGCCCUACUGUGUCGGGCGGGUCAAGAAUUUGUCCAUGAGAUUGUUAAUAAGACAAAUGAAUUGUUCCAGGUGUUAAAAGUGAUGCAGCUCCCCAAUGGUUACACCCAGCAGACAACGCUUCCUGUGUUCAAGGAGCGGAAAGCUAAAGUGGAUGAGUUAUUGCAGACGAUUAACACGGCCUUUCGGAAACUGAAACUGAUGUAUGACACUGUGAAUGAGUACACAUCCUCCCUGGAAAAUGGUCCCAUUGAGACCUUGAUCCCCUUAGAUGGAAUUGAAAUCGAUGAUCGAGGGAAAGAAACAGAAAUAUACAGAUUUGUUUCAGAGGAGCACAAGGAUGUUUAUGAGCAAGUGUGUCAAAAGAAUCGUCAACUGAAGGAGGUUAUUGAUCAAAUGAGGACAGUGAUAUGGGAAAUCAACACCAUGAUAACCAUGAGGAAGUCAUGACACAAGGAGGAUAGUUGAACUAGAAAGGGGUUGAUCAAAUGAAGUCAGCAGUCUGGGAGAUCAGCACCAUGAGGAAUUCAUGACACAAGGAGGAUAGCUAAAGGAAAGGGUUGAUCAAAUGAGGACGGCGGCCUGGGAGAUCAACACCAUGAUAACCAUGAGGAAUUCAUGAUGGACACAGGAGGAUGGCUGAAGGAAGUGGUGGAUCAAAUGAGGACGGCGACCUGGGAGAUCAACACCUUGAUAACCAUGAGGAAUUUAUGAUGGACACAGGAGGAUGGCUGAAGGAAGUGGUUGAUUGAAUGAGGACGGCAGUCUGGGAGAUCAACGACUUAAUAAACAUGAGGAAAUCACACCAGCUGACAGAAGGAUUUUGAUCCAUGACAGCAAUCUGUGAGAUCAACACCUUGAUGACCAUGAAGAAUUCAUGAUGGACACCAGGGGGAUAUGGACUGAAAGGAGGGGUUGAUCAAAGCAGUGUAGGAUGCGAUCAACACUGUAAGCAGUAAAAUUCAUAAAUUCAGUCAAAUAUUUUACGUGACGGCUUAAUUUUUGCUUACUUCCAUAAAAUAAAAAUUAAAACAUUUUGUUCACACUCACACAGACCUACGUCUACUUUGGACUGUAUGUAACACUCUUAAUACAUUUAAAUAUUUGUAGAUAUUAUCAAAUUUAGGCACCAAAUUUGAGGUCGUAUCCUUUUAUUUAUUCAACAUUUUGUAAUUAUUGUAUGUGGUAUUGGUUGAUUUGCUGAGGCAGAUUUAGAU